This is a messenger RNA of Colletotrichum phormii, 1099 nucleotides long. RefSeq lists its product as uncharacterized. The record is from RefSeq and is a predicted model, not a curated record. Bases 65 to 877 code for a protein of 270 amino acids. Lineage: Eukaryota; Fungi; Ascomycota; Sordariomycetes; Glomerellales; Glomerellaceae. The transcript has a single exon.
CAUCACGAACGUGAAAACGUGAAUUCCACAAGUCCAUCACUCUCCGCCGCGGAUAACAAGAAAGAUGCCAUCCGCAUCGCAAUACAUCAACAUGAAGCCACUUCCCGAUACCCCUGCAGACAAAGCUCCGCCGCCGUACGAAGAAAAACCCCGCACGAGUCCGGCACCACCGCCGCCCCGAGGGAGCCCAGGCCCAGGACCGUCGUCGGGGCCGCAGGUUGUAGCCCGCCAGUUCCCGCCAGCCUUCAAUGUCUACUCGCAGAGCUUCAGCAGGACAAUGCUCCUCGGCGAGCACCAGAGCCAGCCGUUCUAUGGCAUGUCAAUACACAGCGGGCUGAGCAGCUCGCCGCCCAUUGUGCUGCACUCUGGGCCAUCGGACAAGUUCUCGCCGCUCGCGUCAGUAGAGUACCAUAGUUUCAGCAGCAGAAUGAGCAUAACGCUGCCAGCUGCGCCGAUACGUACAGAAGGCGGUGGGCCAAUUGUCGAACUGGAAUCAAAAACCGACUUCCCAUCGUCGAGCUACAUUUUUGCUAUCGGUGUUGGGCCAAACUGCGAAAGACUAGAGCAGUUUGAAUGGAGGACAAGUUCUGGCGAAGCGAUCGCUGCGCUGGACGGCCGAAGCAGAGGCUGGAAGCUCAUCAGGCUUGCUCAAUCAGUGCCCCAGAACGCCGGACCAGGAGCCUUCAGGGGAGGUGAUGGGAAGGAGGUAGUCGCUGUCUGGACGGAUGCUGGAAUGAGCAUGACCAAGUUGGCCAAGUUUGCUUUCAUGGGCAGUGGGUUGACGGGUGAGCUGGGCGAACGGUGGGCAAUUAUGGCCGUUAUAUCUGGGUUGGCCAUCUUUGAGCGACAGAGGCAGCGAAGGCGCAACAAUCACUGAUCUCUACAGCCACCGAGGCUGAGGAGACGGAAUUGAAAGAUCCAUGGAUGUGCUCACGAUUGUUACGAUGCCCCGGCACGCCAGGGAACUGUUUCGUUUAGUUUAGUUUAGUUUUGAUACCCGUCGGCCUUGACAGGCGAUUAGGCCUAUUAGUAGAUAGAUAAGAUCUCUUUCAAUGAUUCACUGACUCAAAGCUUUUGAGCGUUGCUUCGGCCUACCGGG